This is a messenger RNA of Corythoichthys intestinalis (scribbled pipefish), 2487 nucleotides long. RefSeq names its product G protein-coupled receptor kinase 1 a (gene grk1a). Gene Ontology annotation, molecular function: rhodopsin kinase activity; ATP binding. Gene Ontology annotation, biological process: protein phosphorylation; regulation of signal transduction. The record is from RefSeq and is a predicted model, not a curated record. Gene Ontology annotation, cellular component: cytoplasm. NCBI's taxonomy places the organism in Eukaryota, Metazoa, Chordata, Actinopteri, Syngnathiformes, Syngnathidae.
GUCCCUGCGGCGCAAUGCGUUACUGAUAGUAGCCUUUGGUACUGUGGUCCCAGCUCUCUGUAGGUCAUUCACUAGGUCCCCCCGGUGUGGUUCUGGGAUUUUUGCUAACCGUUCUUAUCAUUUUGACGCCACGGGGUGAGAUCUUGCAUGGAGCCCAAGAUCAAGGGAGAUUAUCAGUGGUCUUGUAUGUCUUCCAUUUUCUAAUAAUUGCUCCCACAGUUGAUUUCUUUACACCAAGCGUUUUACCUUUUGCAGAUUCAGUCUUCCCAGCCUGGUGCAGGUCUACAAUUUUGUCUCUGGUGUCGACAGCUCUUUGGUCUUGGGCAUAGUGGAGUUUGGAGUGUGACUGACUGAGAUUGUGGACAGGUGUCUUUUAUACGGAUAAUGAGUUAAAACAGGUGACAUUAAUACAGGUAACGAGUGGAACCUCGUUAGACCUCGUUAGAAGAAGUUAGACCUCUUUGACAGCCAAAAAUCUUGCUUGUUUGUAGGUGACCAAUACUUAUUUUCCACUCUAAUUUGGAAAUAAAUUCUUUAAAAAUCAAACAAUGUGAUUUUUUCCCCCCCACACUCUGUCUCUCAUGGUUGAGGUUUACCUAUGUUGACAAUUACCGGCCUCUCUAAUCUUUUCAAGUAGGAGAACUUGCACAAUUGGUGGUUGUCUAAAUACUUAUUUGCCCCACUGUAGUUUAAAUGAAGUGCUACAUCAAAGGUAACUCGAACAGUAGUUGAUCUGUGUGAUUAUGGAUUUGUGGGAUGGGACAAAACAAGUGACAUUGAAGGGACUGGUGAAUUCUAAUAAAGAACCUAUUUUGCGGUUGUUUUAAUUUAAAAAAAAAAAAAAAAAAAGUUUAUCUGUGAGUCAGAACUUUGACUGUGGGGGUCCACUGUAAUCCUGUUUACAACUUGAAAUUAGUUGCUCAACUAUCGUGAUAAUAAGGGAUCUUUUAAAGUCUUUUGGAUGGUUAGAAGUUUAUAGAAUUAUACGGUGUACAAUCACCAUUGCUUAUCAUGUCCAGUGUUCGCUCCCUGCUACAAGGUUCUGCUAAAUUUGUUGUGUUUUGGUAAUGGUGUUGCUGGUACAGAAACCAGCACAUGCUGAAUUUCAUCGCUGGGCUUCUGUCCUUCACAUUGUAUAGGUUAAUGGAGGAUAAACUCACUGUGGCUGAAGCCUUAGAUAAAUGAUGCAUCAGGCAGAAACGAAUGUUUGAGAGGAAGGACGCUCAGGUUUAGACGGCCUCGCUGCUUGAACCCAACUUUGUUGUACACGCUAUUAUUGCCCGCACUCCCCAAUCAUUUUCCAGCCUCUUCUACAGAUCUUUCCCCUCUUGUCUACCCUUCUACCAUCCUCCAUCCAUUGUGGCCUGACAACAGUGGUGGCCUAUUCCGCAUACACUUCAGCUCGUGGGAGUUUCGAUGGCACCGCCAACCCUGCAAACAACCGAGACAAGAAAUACCAUUCUCGCCUCAAGCUGCCGCACAUCACUGUGUGCGAGGGUCUCAGAGAGACAUUAGAUUAGGGCUUUCAGAUGUUCUGUGUGGAGCAGAUAUCUUUUUCAAGAGUUCUUAGACUCCCACAAUGAUUAAAAGGGUCCUGUGGAAGGAUAUUGCGAAGUUGUCAGAAGAUAAAGAGAGGGUGAAGAAAACAAGCAAGAUCUUGUCAUGGUACAUGGAGUCUGGUGUAAAGUAUUUCUGACCGUUUUUGUCAGUAAAGCAUCACAACAACAUCACGUAAGAGACCAAUACCAGAAAGCUGGGGACGACGUCUGCAGUGAAACUUUGGAUUAUUUGAUUGAGUUUCUCAAAGAAGUACCCAACACUUGUUUUUUUUUUUUACUAGAGAGCAUCUAUCUGAAUAGGUUUCUGCAAUGAAAGUGACUGGAGUUGCAGUCUAUUGGAGAAGACUUGUUUCUGGACUUUCGUGUGCUGGAAAUAGCGGGCUUCGAGGAGAUCUCUGCCUGUCAGAUGACGGCCACAGGGAAACUGUACGCAUGUAAAAAGCUCAACAAGAAGAGGCUGAAGAAGAGAAGAGGCAAUGAGGGUGUGAUGGUGGAGAAGAGAAUCUUGGCGUGAGUUUACUGCAGGUUCAUUGUCUCCUUGACUUAGUCCAAAACAGAGCUGUGUCUGGUCAUGACCCUCAUGAACUGGGGAGACCUGAGAUAUCACAUAUAUAAUGUGCAUGAGAAUAUUCCAGGCGUUGACGAACCACGAGCCCAUCACUAUGCAUCACAGAUCAUCGAUAUGAGUUUUGAGAGCGUAGCGUGCAAGGUGGUGAAGAAGCGUAUUUUGAAUGAUCCCGUCAUCUACCUAGAUAGUUUUAGCGAGAAGGCCCGCUCUAUGUGUGAGGGUAUGUUGUUCAAAGAGGUGGACAAGAGGCUGGGCAUCAACAACUGGUUGUGUGACGAGAUCAGGGCACACACUUUCUUUUGUGACAUCAACUGCAGAAAGCUUAAUGCCAGUUUAGAAGACAAGCAAGUUAAAACAUAA